This is a messenger RNA of Chironomus riparius, 3676 nucleotides long. The record is from the annotation of a GenBank genome assembly. NCBI's taxonomy places the organism in Eukaryota, Metazoa, Arthropoda, Insecta, Diptera, Chironomidae.
GGAACAUUCAAGUAGUUUUCCAAUUAUUUCUCAUUUGAAUAUUAAAGGAUGAACUCGACACACAUUUUAAUUUCAAUUUUUUUCUCAAUUUAUUUUCUACUUAAUCACGCAUUCGCUGGAUACUUAUUUCCGGCACCAGAAUGCGUAAAAACCGCAAAUGGUCAUUACGACAGCAAAAUGUUAAGUCCUGUAUCAAAUAUACUACGCUGUCGGGCAGGACAAAGAAUGAAAAUUGUAACUUCUACCAGUGCCGACAUAGAAACAGACUAUUGUUGUUGCAACUGGGAUGAGACACUUUCAGCUGUUCAAACUUCAAAAAAUGAACUGAAGUUUUACGCUAAUAGAUGUGAAUUUGGAGAUGGUGACUCAAAGAUGCCUAUUCGUGAGAGUUUAAUGGUUCAUGGAAAUGAUCUUAAUUGCUUUCGUGAAGAAAAAUUAAUGAGUUUUAAGGCUGAGAUUAAUGGGAAGAUACAAGUCAUGUCUUGCUGUAAGACCAUCCCUAGAACGACAACAACAACUACAACAACUGAGCAACCUAGUACAACUCAAACAGUCCCAUCCGAUUUCGAAAAUCAAAACAAAUCCGAGACCAGAAAAGAAGUUCAAUCAUUUGAUCCAAAUACAAACAUUUCUGAAAAUCAAGCUUCAGAGGAUCCAAAACCUCCUCAAAAUGAGACAACAGGAACUAAAAAUGCCACAAAUCAAUCUCAAGAAACCCAAAAAGACCAAAAAAUAACGCUCCUCGAGUCACAAAAAGUUGUAAUUUCAAUAAUGAACGAUCUUACAAAAACAGACAUUGAAGAUAUUGAUGAUGCAAUCCUAGAAGUUGAUACGUCACCAAUUCCACAUAUUAAGCUACGAGCUGCUUCAGCACAAUCUCCGAAUGUGAGAGCUGCAUCAGAAUGUGUAUAUGCAUCAACUACAUCUACAGAGCCAGUCAAAGGAUACAUGAGUUAUGAUGAACCUGGUGUCACUCUUGGAUGUCGUUCACAGCAGACUAUGAUCAGUCUUAAGACCAUAAAUCCAGAUGAUGGAAAUACUUAUAACAUUAAUUGCUGUAAAUUUGAUGCAAAACUUCCAAAAUUGAAUACAUUGCCAACAAUUUUAGGUCCUCCAUGUGAAUUUGAUGAUUAUGGAAUGCUACAAAGUUAUAGUGGUGUUAAACCUGGAUCAGAUCUGGUUUGUGACUCUAAUAGUGAGUUGGUUACACUUAAAACAACUGAUUUAGUAACACAAUCUGAUGUUAAGUUGGCUUGUUGUAAAUUAAAACCUACAACCGUGACACCUAAAAUAACUACAACAACUAUUUUUCCCAUAAGCCCAUCUAAAAAUGUUGUUGGCGCUGAGUGCGUAUAUCUUAGUGAUGGCUCAAUAAAAAUCAACUAUAUGGACUACUGUGAGGACAAGAUUUUAUGUCGAGCGCAGCAAUUUGUUAAAACACUCGUCAAAUCUGGAUGGGAUCGAUGUUGUUGUCAAUUCAAUAAAGAUUUGCCAUAUAAAGAUGCAGGAAUAAAAUUGAGAGCACCUGAUUGUGUUUUUAAACCUGAUGGAACAAUUCGUCGGUGGAGUUUGGUUGCAUCUGGAUCUGAUUUAUUUUGUGAUCCAGGAUUUAUAAUGAAAAAUGUUGUUUUCUAUGAAUAUGGAAAAGAUGAGUCGAUGUCAUGUUGUAUAAAGGAUGAACCAGAGACGACUACAAAAGUUGUGACAACAACCACUACUGCGAAACCUGUUGGAUUGACGACACAAGCUCCUAUUUUGCCAUUGGUUGGAACUCAAUGCUCUUACAAUGAAGAUCACACUUUAAAAACAGGUUUUAUGGAUGUCUGCUCAGACAAUUUUGCAUGCCGUUCAAAAGAAGUCAAACUUGAAGUUAUAGUCCCUAUAUCCGAAAGUGCUAAGGCUAAAAAAUGUUGCUGUGAUUAUCAAAAGGAUCUGCCACCGAAUGCACCCUCAGUUCCUUCAAUCAUUGCACCUAAAUGUGUUUAUGAUCAUGAAGGUAAUGUAAAUUUGUGGAGCGUUGUAGAAAGUGGAAAUGAUCUAGGCUGCAAGUCAGUUGACAAUAUGAUGACUUAUGAUCUUGGAAAUGAUAACAGUAAAAUGUCAUGCUGUCUCAAAAAGGAUGCAGUCACAAUUCCAACGACAAUCAGGACAACAAUUAUGUCAACUUCAACAACCGUUUUGCCAACAACAACGACAUAUUUACCAACAACUACAACAACUGCACCCGAGACAACAACAAUUCAAACUUCAACAACUCAAAUGACGACAACAACAACAAAUCCUUCAAGUUCAACCUACAGUCGUGUUCCAACAAAAGAUGUGAUUUUGAAAUCAGCAGCUUUAGAAUGUGUUUAUCAUAAAAAUGGAACCUUAAAUCUUGACUUUAUGAAUUGGUUCUCAAGCACUAUUGGAUGCCGUUCACAAUAUAUUAUGAGAAAGAUUCCUGUUCAGUCAUCAGAUAAUAAUAAAAUGUACACAAAAAUUUGCUGUGAAUACUCUAGUUCCUUGCCAUUUGAUCCAUUACUGCCACCAUUAAUUGCUCCAACUUGCUACUUUUCAUCCAGAACUUCAGAAAUUGCAAGAUGGAGCAUUGAACUGUCGGGUCCUGAUAUAAUUUGUAAUACUGGAUAUUAUAUGUAUAAUACAACUAUUUUAUGGAAUGAAAAAGACACUGGAUUCUCAUGUUGUCAACCGGACGGAAAACCAAUUCCAACUAUGAAGCCUGCAGCAACUACAGCUGCUCCAAGUCCUAAUCAAACAACAGCAAGUCCUUUAACUCCAUCAAACCAAACUGGACCCAUAUGCAGGUACAGUGCUGAAAAAUCACUGCUAAUUGAUUACAUGGAACUAUGUGGCCCAAGUCUCUUCUGUCCAUCAAAAUAUUCAGUCUUAGAACGAAAAAGCACAUUUACGAAUGGAAAUUCUGUCAACAUUUGCUGCUGUGAUUUACAACCAGAACUUCCUGAAACUCCACCAGUUGCAUCAGUUGACGCACUUAAAUGUCAAUUUGAUAUUUAUGGAAAUAUAAAUGUUUAUAGUGUUGUUAGCUAUUCAUCAAACCUUAUUUGUAGUCCUGGUGAUGAAUUGAGGAAUUUUACACUUGAAUUAAGUUCCAAAAUGCAGACAAUGUCAUGCUGUCUGUUUAAAGGAGAAACAACAGUUGCGACGACACCUAGAAUGACUGAUGCUCCAACAACUUCUGCUUCACAAGGUCCAGAUGAUCCUAAUGCAACAACAGAUGCUGGCAGCACAACCAUUGCACCAACAACAGUUUUCAAAGGAAAGAGGACAGCUCCAGCUAAGAAAUCCCCACCAAAACGAGCCAUCGGCCCUGGUGAAUGUCCAGACUGCUUGUAUCCUGCAUCUGGACCUGUAGACUCACUUCAGAUGAUUAUCCAGCAUUUAAAAGCUUCUGGACCAACUAUUGGUCUAUGUCCAUUUAAGACACAUACUUUACGCAUCAUUCAACCAUUGCCAUUUAUGGGAUACAAAGAAGGACGCUGCUGUUGUGAAAAUGACCAGUUUCCACUACCUUACAGCUUCAACUAGAGUUACUUGAGUUGAUCUUGUACUUUACUAAAUUUUUGAACUGAAAUCUUAACCAAAGCUUUAAUAAAAUUUGAAAAAUUCGGGAAUAUAUAAAGUAAAAUAAAACACUUCAAUUGAUACAAAGCUA